Messenger RNA from Spirodela intermedia, 6635 nucleotides. The record is from the annotation of a GenBank genome assembly. NCBI's taxonomy places the organism in Eukaryota, Viridiplantae, Streptophyta, Magnoliopsida, Alismatales, Araceae.
AUGGCGGAUGUCACCCCCCGACGGCCCCCGUCUACCGAAAUGCAGGACUUCGUCCACCGCUCCAGUGUCCGGUCGGGUCUCAAGCGAGAGUUCGCCUUCGCCCUCAAAGCCCAGACGGAGAUGCUGAUAACCCCGAGGAGUCGGACCCGGUCUGGCAGAAUCCUUCAUUCGUCUACCCCAUCUCAAGAGCCGACCAGCAAGAGGCCUAGGAAAUUGGAGCCAUCCAGGAGCUGGGACGGGCGCAAGGAAGUUCCUUGUCUUGUGCCUCUUAUCGCUGGGGACCUGCGCAGGGCGGAACCUGUUGUGGAAUCUGCGAUCGCGGUAAAUUUAGCGAAUGAACAAGGCCCCGUUGGUGGUUCAAAUGCGGUCCCUUCGCCAAUUCAGAUAAAUGGAGAAUCCGCGACAGAGAUUCCUUUGUCAAUUACUGAUUCAGAGCCUCCGAACCUGACGCCUUCCCUAAUUCAAGUGGAGAUCAGAACGAUGGAGGAGAUGGCCUCUUCUUCUCCUGUUGAGCUGCGGCCUUUGGUGGAGUCUCCUGCCGCAAUGAGCAACCAAGUUUCUCGGAACUUCAAUGGCAAAAGUGUAACGUAUGUCAGAAGGUUCACUCGCUCCUUACUGAACAGUGAAGUAAACGAGAACUCUGGGCCAGGAAUGUCGGUCAGGAUCUCCACUCUUUCCUCAUUGAAGUCUACAGAGGAAGAAUCAUCGAUUCCCACAGUUGAAGAAUCGCCAAUCCUUUUGGGGCAAAUUUCUUCUGCAGCCAAUGGAGGGCCAGAUGGAUUUGAAGCAACUGAAGAUGCGGCUGAAACUGCAAAUGGGUCCGAUGAGCCAUUGGAAGCCACGCCAAAGAAGAAGAUGGUGUUGAAAAUGUCGAAGAUUUCUUCGACAAAGAAUCCGUCAAAUGUUAAAAAGCUUCUGGGGACGGGCUUGCUAGAGGGUUUGAACGUCAAAUACGUUACUCGUAGCUAUCACAAGGUAUGGUUUUUACAUUUUCGGGAUGGGAAACCCAGAUCCAAUUACAUGUUUUUUUCUUAUUUAAACUGUAUUUUUUUCCUUUUUCCCUUCCCAUUAGUAUUCCACAUGUGGUGCACUGCACUGAUUGGCUAAUCUUAUGUCAUGUUACACAUGGCAUUUUUAUUUCCUUUUUUGAUAUUUCUUUUUAUGCAUAACGUUGUAGCAACUAAUAAGUUACGACAAUGUUCAGGUUGGGUGCUUGGUUUUGCAUGCUUUUUCCUUCGAAAAUACGUCAGUUUUCCUUUUUUACGUAUUUGUUUGAACAUUUCUGCGUUACUAGUGCAAAUAAGUUUCUCCAGAUUGCUUACUGAGGCAUCGUUUUUCUUUGAUAAUGCAGGAGUUUACCCUACCCUGAUGAAAACGUGUCGCUCUUUUCAUUUUCUGUUUAAUUAUUCCGAUUUACUGCUUAUCAUUCUUCAUUUUACUUUAUUAGCUAGUCUUUUUCUUUCUAAUUUCCUCUGUAUGCCAUUAAUCUGCAGAAAGGAGGGCUCUGUGGAGUGAUAAAAGAUGGAAGAAUAUUGUGUUUCUGUAGUUCUUGUCAAGGUUUGAAGGUACGCGAUCAUCUCGUGUUAUUAUUCUUGCUCAUUUCUGUUUUGCUUGGUGAGAAAUUCUAUACUCUUGUUGACCAACUGAGUAAGAACUCAUAUUCUGACAAAGUUUUAUGUACUAUUAUACAUGUUGCAGACUGUUUCUGCUUACCAUUUUGAGCUGCAUGCUGGCAGCACAAAGAAGCACCCAUCUGAAAACAUUUACUUAGAAAAUGGAAGCUCAAUACGUGAUGUCAUACGAGCAUGCAUGCAAGCUCCUCUGGACACGUUGGAGUUGACAAUCCGGAAUGCAAUCAGUUCUGUUGGAGCCAAAUCAUUGAGUUGUGGCAAAUGCAAAGGUGACAAUUAGUUGUUGGUCAUCCUGCUGCUAAUUUAUUGUAGAGAUAUCUGACUUUCAUCUUGAUGCAAAAAAAUUGUAGAACCUUCCGAUAAAUUGCACAAUGGGACAUUGGCAUCAGUAUGUGAGUCAUGUUUACUUUCAAAGUUAUCUCCAAAGGCCACGAAGCCAACUCUGGAGAGCGCUGAUACUUCUAGGUAAAUCUACGGUGACUUCGUUUAUUUUUCUCAAUUUUCUAUCUAACCUCAUACGACCUGUUAAGAGCCGUGUAUUGUGUUUCUCAAGAGACUGAAGUACAAGCUAUAGCCGUCUGUUGACCCUACAGUUUUCUCAGGUUUUUACUAGAGCUUAAAUAGCGCAUGAUCAUGUCGGACAUGCAUGCCAAAUAUUUUGAAAUUGAGUUCAAGCUAUUAGAUUCUGAGCAAUAGCAUGUAUACUUGACUUUACGUGUGUUUUGGUGUUGAAACUUGUGACUCGUGUCUUGUCCCAAGGGUUAUACACUAAUCUUUCCUUACAAGUCUGGUAGAGAUUAAGAGAAUUAUAUCUAUAUUUUCUUAUAUUUUACAUUUUCAUUUAAUUUCCUGGAUGAAAUGGUGCUAAAUGGUAACAUUUUAGUGAAAUACAGUUUAUCCUUGCAUGCCAACCCCCCCUCCCCCCACCCACCCAGUUCUGUCAUUCUUUCCAUUAUUUUCUCUUUCUGCACCACCAUCUUCACCUUCAUCUUUCUGUAAUUCAUCCAUUCCCCUCUGCCACAAGGUCUUCUCCCUUGUACAUCCCAUGCCUCGUUCUCAAAAGCUCAGGCAUCUGGUAGUAACUGAUUUUCUUGACCUUCCUGUAUUACUCUUUCAUGAAACAAAAUGCAUCAUUACGGAAUUUGAAUCUUAUUCUUCACGGAUAUGAGGGAUAAUACAAAAUUAAACACCAGGAAGCUGUUGAAACUGUAUUGGGAAAUUAACUUUAAAGUAUAUAAAUGGGUUUUCUUUCUUUGCUCCUCCUAGUAUUAUCAAAUUUCUAUUCGCUUGUAUUUAUAUUACUUUGUGUCGAUAUAAAUUUAUUGGACUUAUGUAUCAUCUUCUGAGUUCUUAUAUGUGCUUUGGCGGUCUUUGAUGCAUUAUAAAUCACUUAGUGUUGCAGAAAGUUGGCUUUGUUUUGGAAAAAGAUUUACCCUUCUCCUUUCUCCAUAGGCUUUCAAAACCCGUUUUGUCUCCAAAUUCUCCUGAUAGUAACUCAAAGAGUAUAUCGUCACAGAAGAAGAACUGUCGAGGGCGAAUGACUACAAAGUUAGUAUUUGACCAAUUCAAAUAUCAUUUUAUCAUCCCAAUACAUGUUAUUUGUGUAACCAGUGGUUAAUUUUGGUGUUUUGCAUGACCCAUAUUUAAGGGAUGUGCGCCUGCAUAAAUUGGUAUUUAUGGAUGGCAUCUUGCCAGAUGGGACGGAAGUUGCAUACUAUGCUCGUGGGCAGGUUGUUUUCUGAAGAUGAGUGGUUCUCCUGUUAAUUUAUUUUUUUCUAAUUGUAAAAUGUCUUUCCACGUUUUUCUUUUUUUACAGAGGCUGCUCCAGGGUUACAUUAAAGGGAGUGGAAUAUUCUGUCAUUGUUGCAAUGCAGUGGUAAAAUUAUAUUAUUUUGCACUUUUAUGACCUUUUUUAGUAAUGCAUAAUAACUGCCUUUUAAUUUUUGAUAUGCAGGUUAGUCCCUCUCAGUUUGAAGCUCAUGCUGGAUGCCCUUCACGACGCAAACCGUAAGUUCUUGCUCUCGUGUAAUCCAGGAACAUCUGAUUCAUUUUGGGGCGUCUUCUUCUAUUGUUGACACUGCGAUGUCUAAUUGUCAGCUACCUGAACAUUUAUACCUCAAAUGGGGUAUCGCUUCAUGAACUAUCUGUCUCUCUUUCGAAGGACAAAAGGUUUUGUACUGGUGAAAAUGAUGAUCUUUGUAGAAUCUGUGCUGAUGGGGGUGAUCUUUUGCUAUGUGAUCUCUGUCCCAGGGCAUUCCACAAAGGUAGCAUGAUGUGCUGCUUCCUAUCUCCAUUCGAUAUUUUCCUCGUGUUCUAUCUGAUCUAGACAGUCAACUACUUUUAUGACUAUUUAUUGUCUUAUGAAUUCCCCUCUGUUGCAGAGUGUGUUGGGCUGACCAGUGUUCCAAAAGGGGAUUGGUACUGUCCAUAUUGCCAAAAUAUGCAUCAAAAAGAAAAGUUCGGAGAACAUAAUGAAAAUGCUAUUGCCGCUGGAAGGGUUGCAGGAGUUGAUCCUAUUGAAGAGAUAAUCCAGAGAUGCAUUCGUAUUGUGAAGACACCCGAAACUGACAUUGGUGGCUGUGUCUUGUGCAGGUCAGCUCUUCUGCUGCAAUUGGAAAACUCUUUCAAGAAAAUUUACCAGGCUUUGAUCAUUUUCAAUAUAAUUCUAACCUUAGAUAUUUAGUAUUUUCCCCUAAAAAAACUUUUGACCCUUGUGGUCUCGUUCUCGUUCCACCAAAAUUUUCGAGUAUUUGCUUAUGUUUUUUACUUAACGUAACUGCUAGGUGAUUAUUCACUCAAACUCCAAUUUUUUCUUCCAGGGGCCAUGAUUUUAGUAAAAGUGGAUUUGGUCCUCGUACUGUUAUACUAUGCGAUCAAGUAAUGCCUGCUAUUUUAUUUCUCCUAGUCGAGCUCUUUUCAGUCUGUAUCAAUUGUCUAAUUCUACUUGUGCGAUUCUUUCAGUGCGAGAGGGAAUUUCAUGUUGGGUGUUUGAAGGAUCACAGCAUGGGUGACUUAAAGGUGCCCAUCGUUUUGUGGGUUUUUCUGUUGUGACGUUGUAUCAUUUCUCCAGGACAAGAGAUGACCGUACCCUUUAUCUUUCCUCUUUCGACAGGAGUUGCCUGAGGGGAAAUGGUUUUGUUCCCCUGAUUGCAGUAGAAUACAUGCUGCCUUGCAGAGAUUAUUGACGUCUGAACCUGAGCAGUUGCCAAGCCUUCAGUCAGAUGUUAUAAAGAGGAAACUUGAGCAAAAAGGUGCUGGGGAAGUCACUGAUCUCGACAUUAGGUGGAGACUUCUCAGUGGCAAAGCUGCUUCUCCAGACAGCAGGCUGCUGCUAGCCAAGGCACUAUCUAUGUUCCAUGUAAGUUGUUCAAGCGCAUCAAAGAUAAAUUCACGCUCCCCUCUUCCUCAAAUGCUAUCGAUAUUCAUCACUUGCUGGUGGGUUGGCCUCCUCAUCUUUCCCUCUUUGUUGGUACUAUCACAGAGUCCAAGAGAGAUACCAUUUUGCAUUGGGUUAUCCAUAAACUACAUCUCGUUGACUCACACUAAUCGUCCAUCCGAGCUUACAUCUGCUCAGAAAGUCUGGAAUAAUUUUGUUUGUUGACAAACCAAGUGCAUUUUUGUCCAUUUUUUGUUAAUUUCUGUAAUAGCAAAAAAAAAAAAAAAACUGUGUAAGAGGUUUUCAUUCAAGAUUGCAAGACUCAAGAUAAAUGCAGGAUGGUUUGGUGUUUCCUAAACUGGAAAAUUGAUUUCCUUUCUCAUCCCGCGGGUGAUGGAACUGAUUCUUCCUUCGUAUGUCUUUUAGUUUCAAUGCAGCUACUCUUGCUUGACUUUAUGGUGUACAUAUUUGCUCCAUAUAUUUUUUUUUUUCCGUGGUGACAAAGAUUGGAUGCCUUGAUGUCUCUCAUUUCAUGCAGGAAUCCUUUGACCCCAUAAUAGACUUAGCCACGGGGAAGGAUCUCAUCCCUGCAAUGGUUUAUGGGUGAGAAAAACUAUCCAUCUUUCCUGAGUUUCUUGCUUCGUGGUCUUGAUUAUCUUGUUUCUUUCUGUUUGAAAAUGCUGCCCAUUUUCUUCAUAUUUCUUUCGCCCUCAAGUUUUCUGACCAAUUAUCGGCAGAAGGGACAUGAGAGACCAGGAGUUCGGAGGGAUGUACUGCUCGGCGUUGACUGUGAAGUAUGAACAUAAACUGAAGGCAGAGUCACGGCCUCACUUCCUCACGCUGCUCGCCUGAUGCUUUGCUGCGUUUUGCAGCUCAUCCGUGGUUUCUGCUGGAAUCCUCAGAGUCUUGGGAUGUGAAGUUGCAGAGCUUCCACUUGUGGCGACGAGCAGAGAAAGCCAGGGACAGGUGACUCCAUGUUUUCUAUAUAAGUAGACAGAUAUAGCUCAUCCCUUCUCUCACCUGUCUCUUUCAUUCCGACAUAUAUACAUAUAUAUAUGUAUAUUAUGUACAGGUAUAUUUCUUGGAAACUAUAUGAUACUACGAAUCAUUGAGAGAUAAUGUGCUGAGGCCAUUGUUUCAAUCUCACGCCCUUUAUCUCUAGAGCAGAUUCAGCCAUAAACUUGCUCUCUCUCUCUCUCUCUCUCUCUCUCUCUCUCUCUUCUAAAUUUCAGAUGCUUGUCUAUAUGCAGGGUUACUUCCAGUCGUUGUUUUCAUGCAUAGAGAGAAUGCUGAACUCUCUGGAAGUCAAACAUCUCGUCCUCCCGGCUGCAGACGAAGCUGAAUCCAUCUGGACGAAGAAGUUUGGUUUCAGUAAGAUCACCAUCGACGAGGUCAAACCCCGCUGACCCUGUGAGUUGCCUCCCCGUCGAUCUUUCCCCCGCUGACUCGCAUCUCCCACGCAGCUGAAUGAGCUCGCCAAGGGCUGCCGCCCGACUGUCUUCCACGGGACCUCGAUGCUCCACAAACUGGUCGCCAAACCUCCGGCAGAUGGCUUCCAGGAAGAAGGAAAAGAAGGAACCGGGUCAACGGCGUCUCUCUCUCCCCUCCCGCUUGGUGGGCGCAUCUGA